Molecule: messenger RNA, 2004 nt
Organism: Funneliformis mosseae
Lineage: Eukaryota; Fungi; Glomeromycota; Glomeromycetes; Glomerales; Glomeraceae
Source: the annotation of a GenBank genome assembly
AUGACAUUAUUCUUUAACAUCAUACUUUCACAUUUAUCACAAGAAUCAAUCAAUUUAUUAAGAAAGGAUGGGAUCGAUAUAGUUUCGAAACCAAGAAAACUUUCAUUUAAUUACAUUGGAUUUUGCAAUUCUAUCGAUCAUCAAUUGAUUUACAUGUACAUUCAUGAGAUAUACAAUGGUAAUUAUUAUCAGAGGUUAUUAUUGGAGAAGGAAAUCCUUAACCUUUUUAUUAAUAAAUGCGUGAGAUUUGAUUACCUAAACAUUAAUGACAAGAUGAAAAUUCAAAUCCAUCAGUUCCCCGGGGUGAUGACAAGUCUAUCAAAGCUUUAUGAGUUACAUUGCACCUCAAAUAUCGAUCCAAUGAUCUUUUACGGGUUGGCUCAAAUCUGUAGAUUCAUAGAAAAAUUUAACAUAACCUUAUCAGGUGAUAAUCCCGGACUUGCCAUCUUGAUCGAAAAACAACAGAGAAUAAAAUACCUUCAACUUAAUUUACAGUAUGAAAAUGAUUUUUAUAAGGAAAGUGGUGAAUUCGAAAGGUAUGCUAGAAAUGAUAACAAUAAACAUAAAUAUGAAAGGUUGGAUGUUCACAUCCUCCUUACUAAUGCUCAGGAUCUCUUUGAAUUCGAAAAAUUGUUAAUCAAUUGUCAAAACUUGGAGAGAAUUAUCAUAGAUCCCUAUUUUGAAGAUAAUAAUAAGAUCGAUAGUAAUCAAUUAUUGGACAUAUUAAUUAAUUCGUCCCCCAUUAGCUUAUAUAAAAUUCAUAUCGGGAAUAGUUUAGAAUUUACCAUAGAUGCCUUGGAUUUAUUUUUUAAAAAAUGGCAAGGGAGAAAGCCUUUAUGGUUAUCUCCCGUUAAAUUGGUCGGUGAAUAUAUUAAUUGGGAUGAUAUUGAGAACAUCAAUGAUGAUGAAAUAAAUAUUUGUAAUGAGUUACUUAACUUGCUUAAAGAAUACAAAAUGAAGGGCGUCAUCAAAAAAUAUAGCAGCAUGAUUCCAAUAUUACCAAUCUCUGCAAAAGAGUUUGCAAGAUUUAUGAGUAGAUUUAAUCUAAAAUAUAAAGAAAGAUUAGGAGUCGCUGUGUCAGGAGGGGUGGAUAGCAUGGCACUAUGUUACUUAUUAAACCAAUAUUGUAAAAAAUCGGAACAUCAAAUUACGGCAUUUAUCAUAGAUCAUCAAUUAAGAAGAGAGAGUACAAAUGAGGCAUUUCAAGUUUCUAAUGCUUUAUCAAAGUUGGAAAUCGAUAAUAAAAUAAUGAGAAUUCAAUGGAAAGAUCAUGAUACAUCAAAUCUUAAUGAUUUCGUUUCUCCAUUUCCAACCAAAUCUCAAUAUGAAACAUUUGCUAGGAUUGAGAGGUAUAAAUUAUUAGCAAAAGGUUGUCAUGAGAAUAAGAUUUCUUCAUUGUUUGUAGGACAUCACUUAAAUGAUCAAUUAGAAACUUUAAUCAUGAGAUUAUCAAGAGGAAGCGGAAUUGAUGGACUAGCUUCAAUUUCGAUGAUUGAUAAAUUUCCUGUUAUAAGAAACGUUGAAGCCAUUGAAUUGCAAAUUAUUAGACCUUUAUUAUCUGUUACCAAGGAUAGAUUAAUAAAAACUUGUGUUGAAGCAAAUAUACCAUGGAUUGAGGAUCCUUCAAAUCAAUCAACAGAUCAUAAAAGAAAUAUUGUAAGAUUUUCAUUAAAUAAAUUAAAUAAAAGAUAUCUUGUUGAAGGAUUGAGAGAAUAUGAACCUUUGUCUACAGGAGGAUUAUUAAGGUUUAUGAAUCAUAUGAAAGAUCACAAGAAUUAUAUAAAUUCCCAAGUGAACAAAAUCAUAAGGAAUAAAGAAUAUUCAAAAAUUAAUUUUGAUAAUGAUAAUGGAAUUUGUUCACUAUCUUUACCAAAUCCAAUUCCUUCUUCUCAUUGGAUUUUAAAAAAACAUUUAGCUACAAGGAUAUUCCUAUUCAUAUUAAAAUCUUUGAAAAUGGUUUUUAUAAUCAUUGGACAUUUUGUAGACAACCAUUCACAUCCUUAG